UUCCUCUCUGAUCCUGUCUACUACCAUGCAUUUUGGGAUCCUUACAUCUGUCGUCGCAUUAUCGCGUAUUGCAGUGACUGUUGCACAGUAUUCAAAUGUGGUGUGCAGUGCAAGUUACACAUGGGCAAGCAACUCACUGAACCAGAAUCCAUGCAUCAUCGCCUCCUAUCUAGAGUCCCAAUGUGACAGAGGUGGCUUCACUGUAGCCGCACUUUCU
Messenger RNA from Pisolithus orientalis, 217 nucleotides. RefSeq lists its product as uncharacterized. The record is from RefSeq and is a predicted model, not a curated record. Lineage: Eukaryota; Fungi; Basidiomycota; Agaricomycetes; Boletales; Pisolithaceae. The annotation marks the transcript as partial. The transcript is spliced from 3 exons.